UAUCUCUUGUUAUUUUGACAUUUGUUUUUAAAAAUUUUUCUGUUGCUAGUUUAGAAUGGCACGUAGUAAGUUCCAUAUCGCUCUACUGUUUUCUAUUAUCCUGACAUUCAUCGGCAAUGCAAGAUCUACGGGAAGUUCAAAAGGGACCUUUGGCAGAAAUUUCUUUUUUGGAAUACUCAAACCAUAUAGAAUAGACACCACUGAAAAAGUCACGUUGAUGCUUACAUCCGCUAACAAGACGGGACAUGUGAAUAUACUUGUACCAUAUUUACGGAUUAAUGCCACUAUGAGCUUCACCGGGCAUUUCAAAUAUAGCAUAUCGAAUUCGAUCAUACAAUCGUCAAGUAACACUGUAGAAAACAGGGGUAUUUAUGUCACAUCUGACAUUGAUGUGUCGCUUGUAGUUAUAACUUCUCCCAAUGGUAAUUAUUAUGAUGCUAGUGAAUCAUUUAUGAUUAUGCCGACCUCUAUGUUAUCCAGUUCUUACAUUAUAUCGUCAUAUACAAUUGGAGUUGCCGGUUCCUGGGAUAGCAAUUUCCUAAUUUUGGCCACCGAAAAUGAUACUGCACUGACGGUAACAAACAAUAAAGUAGUCGGUCAAUCACCUUUAUCAUUAUCGAUGAACGCUAUGGACACAUAUCUGUACGACUCGCGAGACGAUCUGAGUGAUACACUUGUUCGAAGCAACAAACCUAUUGCAGUCUUUUCCGGGCACGAAGCUACCGGGGCACCGCAUGGCUGUAAUCGCAAUCAUUAUCAGUCUGAACAACUACUACCUACAUCAAUGUUUGGACGCGAAUUUAUUGUUCCUCCUAUGCUUUCUAGAUCGGGAUACACAGUCAGGGUGUACGGGGCCGAGCCCAAUACAAUUAUAUACUAUACACUUUCUUCGAGAAAUGAAAAAAGACAACUCGGAUUCCCUGGCCAUUACGAAAUAAAUGUUAGCGGGGACAAGCCACUCCAUAUUUAUUCCAACAACCCAGUACAAGUUAUGUUAUAUAGUAUAUGCAGUCCUGAUGGAACUAGUAUGACAAUCGUUCCUGCUACACAACAGUAUCAAAGCACCUACUUUUUCACUGUAUCCUCAGCAUUUAGUGACGUUGAUAACUACAUCGCUAUCAUGGCAAGUAAAAUAAACAAUAUGGAUGGACUGAGGAUUGGUGGGCAACGAAUGCGCGGACUUGUCCAAAGUUACAAUAUGUCAUUAUCUGUUGGAAGUUACAUCGUAAACAUCUACAAAGUUUAUGCUGGUGUUUAUAAGCUGGAACACGUGAACGGACUACGUUUUGGAGCGCUACAAUUUGGAUUCGGUGGAAGUAAUCAUAAAGCUUACAGCAAUGUUCUCGGGCUGGGAAUUCCAGCGGCGGCGGAAAUCAACGAAUGUCUUAGCUCUCCGUGUCAGAAUGGUGGAAGUUGUAUCGAUGGCGUUGGUAACUACACCUGUCAGUGUCCUCAGACUAACCCUAGUAUCAAAACUGGUCAAGAAAUCCAGACCUUCCUGACGGGCUACAGUGGAAUAAAUUGUGAGAAUGACAUUAAUGAAUGCGAUAUUCAACCAUCGGUUUGUCUAAAUGGAGGCGUGUGUGUAAACUUGAAUGGGACAUACAGUUGCAAAUGUGGAAACGAUAGAGACGGAAACUACUUUUCAGGUUUCAAUUGUGAAAUGGCAACAACUUACUGUGUUGUACACCAAGACGUGGUAAAUGAUCAGCCUGCAUGUAAAAACAACGGAACAUGUCGGGCUCUCGUCGGCGAUUAUCGCUGCGAUUGUGCACCAGGUUUUUCAGGAAGGCGUUGCCGGACAAAUAUAGAUGAAUGUGCGACAUAUCCAUGUCGGUAUAAUAGCACCUGUGUUGAUGGUAUCAACGGACAUACAUGCGUCUGUAUGCGAGGUAGAACCGGAGUAAACUGUGACAUUGAUAUAGAUGAUUGCGCUUCCACUCCUUGUCUCAAUGGUGGAUUGUGUAUUGAUCACAUUAACAGAUACAAUUGUAAUUGCACAGAAACAGGAUUCACGGGUGUUACAUGUGAUAUUAACAUUGACGACUGUGAAGCUCAGCCGUGCUUAAAUGGAGGCACAUGUUACGACCUCGUAAAAGAUUUCAAAUGCAUAUGCUAUCCUGGUUAUAAUGGAAAGUGGUGCGAAAUCGACAUUAAUGAAUGCGCCUCAAAUCCGUGCCAGUACAGUAGUACGUGUUUAGAAAAGUCAAACCGGACCCUGUAUGACAUAAACUCUAGAGUGUUUGAGAAUUUGGCAUUCUCUUAUGCCAAUGCGUCAGGGUACCUGUGCGAAUGUGUACCUGGGACUGCAGGUGGUAAUUGCGAAAUCAACAUUGAUGACUGUCGACAUGAUAACUGUCACAACGGGACAUGUUUUGAUCUUCUAAAUUCUUACCGAUGUGACUGCGAUCCAGGCUUUCAGGGCGAUUAUUGUGAUAUGAAAAGUCAAACUUCUGAUGGGCCGACCUGCCUACAGUGUAAGGAUGUGUACCAUACAAACAUGUGCAAUAGGGUCACCAAAUGUGCCCCAGGACAGGUUUGUUUUGUUGAGAAAUUUACAACUCACUACGGACAGGUGUUAUAUAAUACAGGCUGUUCGGAUACAAAAGAGUGUUCCGUCCGCCGUCGAGAUACUGACAAAAGAUCUGCAGAUUGCAUUGAAUGUUGUUCUUCGGAUCUUUGCAACUUUGCUGGAUGUGGUAGUCAAGGUCUGCCUCCUCGUGACCAGCGCGGCCCUUUGUGCUACGACUGUCCAAACACGUCUAGUAUGGGCGAAUGCAAGUCAGUUAGCUUGUGCAAGCAACAUGAGGUUUGCAGCAUUGAAAAAUACGACUGGGGAGGGCUUUAUGAUCAGUUCUUCACAGAAUGUAAGAGCCGUCACUGUACGUCACUUAGCCGGUCGAGCCGUAUGACAAGUCAUCACAAUAUAAUGUCAAGGUCAACUCCAGUUUGUCAACAUUGUUGUGACGGUGACAUUUGCAAUUCACAUUGCAAUGAUACAAGCCUAACCGGACCUGGAGUAGCAAUAGUUGGUUGACCAAAUCUACACUGUGACGGCUACGAUAUUCAAAUUUUAUUUGACGUAUGUAUGUAACGUAUUGUGUUUAUGGUUCUAUGAAUAAAGUCUGUUUGCAGUCAAA
Messenger RNA from Mercenaria mercenaria, 3140 nucleotides. Its product is annotated as neurogenic locus notch homolog protein 1-like. Gene Ontology annotation, molecular function: calcium ion binding; Notch binding. The coding region runs from base 56 to 3037 and encodes 993 amino acids. The record is from RefSeq and is a predicted model, not a curated record. Lineage: Eukaryota; Metazoa; Mollusca; Bivalvia; Venerida; Veneridae. Gene Ontology annotation, biological process: Notch signaling pathway. The transcript is spliced from 16 exons.